Aspergillus affinis is the source of this 1779-nucleotide messenger RNA. RefSeq lists its product as uncharacterized. Gene Ontology annotation, biological process: regulation of DNA-templated transcription. The transcript is spliced from 5 exons. The record is from RefSeq and is a predicted model, not a curated record. Bases 1 to 1779 code for a protein of 592 amino acids. Lineage: Eukaryota; Fungi; Ascomycota; Eurotiomycetes; Eurotiales; Aspergillaceae. Gene Ontology annotation, molecular function: DNA-binding transcription factor activity, RNA polymerase II-specific; zinc ion binding.
AUGUACAAACCCUCGCACUCAACCCAUCUACCCUGGAAGCUCAACAUCAACAUCAAGCAAAAUCAGUUCCCCAACCCUCUCAAAACCCACCCUAAACCACCAACCGCCACCGCACCCACAACUCCCAAGAACCCCUUCCACGAUACCGGCACUGUCACCGUCACCGUCCUAUCUCCUAGAAACCCCACCCGAACGGCCUUGGAUACUACUAAACCAUAUUCAUGGUUCAUACAUAAACUAGCGCCUAGGCCUAAGAAGGUUAUGGAAAAGAAGGGCCGGCUAGUGUUCUAUCGGCAACAUGAGAAGGGUGGACACUUCGCGGCUCUUGAGUGGCCUGCGGAAUUCCUACAGGAUAUUCAGGAUUUCAUGGAGGCAGUUUUGAAAGAGCGGGCCCGCCGCAUCAAAUGCGACGAAAAUAAACCGUCCUGCUUACGCUGCACAUCCAGCCAGCGGACCUGCACCUACACACCUCCUAACGGGAAACCGCCCCGCCCGCGGUUCCGCGUGGUCGUCUACACGGCGCCCCGGCCAUCACCGUCGCCGAAUCUCUCGCUCGCGACGAACCCGCAAGAGCGAGAAGCGCUGGAAUUUUUCGUCCGGGAGUCGUGCGAUCGGUUUCCGUUGGAUUUCUCGCAUGCGGUGUUGCGCGCGGCGGGCGAGGAGCCGGUGCUAGCGUCCGCGAUCAUGUCGUUUGGGGCGUUGCAGCGGGUGUUUGAAUUUGACAAAGUUAAGAGAAGAGCGACGGAUAAAUGGACUGAGCGAAUGCGAUUCGCGACGCAGCACUACGGCAAGGCUCUUCGGAUGUUGCAGUCCCGCGCGAGAAACCAAACGCACGACGUGACGCUGAUUUGCAGCGUGCUGUUUGCCUGCUUUGAGUGUCUCCGGGGGUGUCGGCGCGCGGCGAUGAUUCAUAUCGCUUCGGGGUUGAAUCUGCUGCGACAGGUAGAGGAGACGGCAGGGACGGAUACUUGGGGGAUUAUGUCUCGGGGCACGAUCCGGGGGUUGUUUACGAGGCUGGAUAGUCAGCUUGUUGAAAUCUUGGGGAUUGGGGUCGGUGAAACGCUUAAAAAGAAUGGGAUUCGAGCGCCGAAGGCCAUGGUAUCCGCUUUGCAUGCUGAUGCAGAAUCUGAACGAGUGGACAUGCAUGGAUUGCUGGAUGAGCUGCUGAAUGCAAUCUUGAGGGAGAAACUGGAUAGUCUGGUAGAGAUGCAGGGGUUAGGUGCCGCGUCUACGUCGACCAUGCUACUGUCUGCGUUGAAUACGUGGCAUUCGCGAUUUGAUCACUCGGACUCAGACUUGAAGAAAUGGUCAUUAGAAACGAAUGACGACGAUGUCAUACUUCGCAUCUGGUAUCUCAUUGGCAAGAUGUAUCUGACUAUUCGGCCAUCCGAUCCCGAAACCGCCUGGGACCGAUUCUCCGGUGAAUUUGAAACGAUACUCUCUCUCUGUGAGAUCUACAUCUCUGAAUCUAGGAAGAAGCGCGCACCCAGAAACCACACGUUCGCCUUUUCACUCGGUGUCGUCCCGCCUCUGUUUAUCACCGCGCAGCGAUGUCGGAAUGCGUGCAUCCGCCGUCGCGCAAUCCAUUUACUUUCCACUUGUGAGCGGAGAGAAAUAUUUUGGGACUCUGCACUAGCCGCAGAGGCUGCGCAGCGCAUAAUAGAGAUCGAAGAGUCUGCAACAUUUGAUACAGAAACUCAGCAACCGGUUGAUAUGAGGGUGAGAAAUUUAACGGCCGUUCUGGACGAUGAAGACGGCGCAAAGAUUUUGUUACAAUAG